AUGGCACUCACCGUGAUCAUCGUCGGCGCCGGCAUCGCGGGGCUCUCAGCAGCAGUCUCGCUGCGCCGCGCCGGCCACCGGGUGCACGUCUACGAGCGGUCGGGGCUGGACAACGAGGUGGGCGCGGCCAUCAACGUGCCGCCGAACACCGCGCGCGUGCUGCUCGCCUGGGGCCUCGACCCCGUGGCCGCCCGCUUCGUCCAGGCCCAGGGCAUUCUGGCCGCCGCCGGCGCGACCCUCGCCCAGCUCGACCUGACGCCGCUCGGCGGCUGGGUCGCCGCCGUAUACGACGCCCCCCUGUUCUUUGCCCACCGCGUUGACCUCCACGAGGCGCUCAAGGCGCUUGCUACGGGCCGUGACGGGCCGGGCGAGCCUGCUGUUGCGCAUCUCGAGAGCCACGUCGUCGCCUAUAACCCGGAAGCACCCUCUAUCACGCUCGCCAGCGGCACGGCGGUCGCGGGCGACGUGGUAGUGGCCGCCGACGGGAUCCACUCGAUCGGCGCCGAGGUCGUGCUGGGCCGGCCGAACCCGGCCCAGCCCCCGGCGCUGUACAGCGGCUGCUUCCGAUUUCUGAUCGCUUCGGCCGCGCUCGGCGCCGACGCCGACACGCGGUGGUGGAAUGAUGGCGGCUGCAGGAACGGCCGCAUGAGCAUCUACACGAACGGCGCCAAGGGCAACCGGCUUGUGUCGUAUCCGUGUCGGGACCACGAGGUGUGGAACUUUGUCGGCAUCUUCCACGACGACGAGCUCGCGUCGGCGACAGACUGGCACGCCCCCGUUGACAAGUCCCACCUGCUCGCCGCUUUCCCCGACUUCCACCCGUCUCUCCCCGCCGUGUUAAAUAAAGUAACCGACGUAAAACGGUGGCCGCUGCUAUACCGCGCCCCCGUAGCCAGCUGGACGCGGGGGAAGAUGGUCAUGAUGAUUAGAGAUGUGGCGCACCCAAAGCUGCCCCGUGGCAUGACCACAGACCAAGGCCAGGGCGGCGCGCAGGGCAUCGAGGACGGCAUCGCGCUGGGCGGCGCCACGCCCGGCGGCCUGCAGCAGCGGCUCGGCGUCUUCGAAGCGGCCAGGCUGCACCGCGCCAGUGCCAUCCAGGUCAUGAGCAGCGCGGGCGGCGAGCAGGUCGGCCUGAUCCACGGCGAGGUGGCCAAGUACGUCGACGACGUGCCGAAGACGCCGCUGGAGUUCGCGCGGUUCAACUGGGGCCACAACCUCGUUCGCCGCACGGUCGAGCUGGUCCGGGAGGUGGAUCCGGGGUUUCAGCUGCCUGUUGGCUUUUUCCAGACGAGCCCCCACUUGCCGGAGCCUGGCAACUUGGCAGGGGUAGCCAUCUCUAGGUUAGUGGCCAUCUCUAGGUUGGUGGCCAUCUCUAGGUAG
Messenger RNA from Lasiosphaeria miniovina, 1380 nucleotides. RefSeq lists its product as uncharacterized. Bases 1 to 1380 code for a protein of 459 amino acids. The transcript has 7 exons. Lineage: Eukaryota; Fungi; Ascomycota; Sordariomycetes; Sordariales; Lasiosphaeriaceae. Gene Ontology annotation, molecular function: monooxygenase activity. The record is from RefSeq and is a predicted model, not a curated record.